CUGUGAGGGGGAAGGCGGCGGCGUCCGGAGAGCGACCCUCGCCGACCUCGUCGUGCUCUCCGCGCCCUCGCGGCUCAGCUCCGGCGAUGGAGCGGUGGGACCGCCGGCGGCGGCGGGGGCGGCGGCGGGGGGCGGCGGCCGGCCUGCUGGAGGGGCUGCCGGCCUUGCCGUGGCGGCUGCUGCUGCUGCUGGUGCCGCUGCUGGCGGCUCGGGGCGCGGCGUCGGGCUCGGCGGAGGGCAAGGCGUGCGAGAAGCCCUGCGCCAACGGAGGGCGCUGCCAGCCCAGCACCGGCCAGUGCGAGUGCCAGCCCGGCUGGGUCGGGGACCAGUGCCAGCACUGUGGGGGGCGCUUCCGGCUUACUGGACCUUCAGGAUACGUAACAGACGGGCCAGGCAAUUACAAGUACAAAACAAAAUGCACGUGGCUUAUAGAAGGAAAGCCUAACACGGUCUUGAGGCUCCGUUUUAAUCAUUUUGCAACAGAAUGCAGCUGGGACCAUCUCUAUGUCUACGAUGGGGAUUCAAUCUAUGCUCCGUUACUGGCGGCUUUUAGCGGCCUGAUUGUUCCGGAGCGGGAGAGUAAUGAGUCUGUCCCUGAAGUUGCAGCCACCUCUGGCUACACUCUUCUACACUUCUUCAGCGAUGCAGCUUACAACUUGACGGGGUUCAACAUCACUUACAACUUUAACGUGUGUCCCCAUAACUGCUCCGGCAGAGGGGAAUGCCGGCCUGUGAACGGCAGCCAAGCGGUCGAAUGUGAGUGUUUGGAACAUUGGAAAGGAGAGGCCUGUGACAUUCCCAAUUGCCCAGAAGACUGUGGCUUCCCCGAAAGGGGGCAUUGCAGAGUGAAUGGAACUCAGGGCUGUAUCUGUUACCCUGGUUGGCAAGGCGUCGACUGCGCGGUUCCUGUUCCAGCAAAUCACUCCUUUUGGACUCGGGAGGAAUUCUAUAUCCCCAAACUUCCAAGAGCAUCUCACAAAGCCGUGGUCCAGGAUGACGUCAUGUGGGUGGUCGGCGGCUACAUGUUCAAUCACACGGAUGCCCAGAUGGUUUUGGCGUAUAAUCUUGAGUCCAGAGAAUGGAUGACCCUGAACAGUAUUGUGAAUGCAGUUGGGAUCAGAUAUGGGCAUUCAAUAGCCUUACAUGAAAACAAAAUCUACAUGUAUGGAGGCAAGAUAGAUGAAUCCGGUAAUGUAACUAGUGAGCUGUGGGUGUUCCACAUCGCAAACCAUUCCUGGGUUCCUGUCAUCCCAAAGGCCAAGGAGCAGUAUGCUGUGGUUGGCCACUCUGCCCACAUUGUCACCCUGGAGGAUGGUGCAGUGGUGAUGCUGGUCCUCUUUGGGCAUUGCCCUCUUUAUGGAUACAUCAGCAAUGUGCAGGAAUACAAUCUAGCAACAAACACAUGGAGCAUUUUACAAACAAAAGGAGCCCUGGUGCAAGGAGGGUAUGGCCACAGCAGUGUGUAUGACCCAAACUCCAAGUCCAUCUACACUCAUGGAGGUUACAAGGCAUUUAGUGCUAACAAAUACAGGCUGACGGAUGAUCUGUACAAAUACGAAGUUCAUAAGUACAAGUGGAUGAUUCUGAAAGAGAGCCGGUUUUCCCGGUAUUUGCAUUCGGCUGUGAUUAUCAGUGGGACCAUGCUGGUUUUCGGAGGUAACACCCAUAACGAUACCUCGAUGAGUCAGGGGGCAAAGUGCUUCUCCUCGGACUUCAUGGCGUACGAUCUAGCUUGCGAUCGUUGGUCCGUGCUUCCUCCACCCGAUCUCCCUCGCGACGUCAACCGGUUUGGACACUCGGCUGUGCUGAGCAACAACACCAUGUAUAUCUUUGGUGGCUUCAAUAGCUUGCUCUUGAGUGACAUUGUAAAAUAUACUCCAGAAAGCUGUGAAGCAUACAGCAGUAAGGUCUCCUGCUUAAAGGCGGGUCCUGGACUCCGAUGUGUCUGGAAUGGCUCCAUUUCCCAGUGUCUCCCUUGGGAAAUGGCCACAACGCAGCAAGAACAUAAAAUUACUGAAGAAUGUCCUUCCUGGCUUGCUGUGGACCAUGAAAAAUGUGAUCAGAUUACAGACUGCUACAGCUGUACAGCCAACACAAACUGGUGUCAUUGGUGCACCGACCAGUGCAUGUCAAAAAACAGCAAUUGUUCAGAAGACCAGACCCCCAUUACUUCCUUUGAAAGCUGCCCCAAGGACAACCCUGCCUUUUACUGUAACAAAAAGACAAGUUGUAAGAGCUGCAGCUUGGAUCAGAAUUGUCAGUGGGAAGGCCGGAAUCAAGAAUGCAUUGCUUUGCCUGAAAACAUCUGUGGGGCAACAUGGCACUUGGUUGGCAAUUCUUGCCUGAGAAUCACCAACACCAAAGAUAGCUAUGACAAUGCGAAGCUGGCCUGCAGUAGCCACAACGCUGCUCUGGCCUCGCUCACUACUCAGAAGAAGGUGGAAUUCCUUCUCAAGGAACUCCAGAAGACCCAGUCCUCGCCCAAAGCUUUGACACCCUGGGUUGGAUUGCGGAAGAUCAAUGUAUCGUACUGGUGCUGGGAAGACAUGUCCCCCUUUACAAACACUCUGCUCCGGUGGCUUCCAGGGGAACCCAGCGAUAUUGGCUUCUGCAGCUAUUUAGCCGAGCCGAGCCACCGGGGGCUGAAGGCAGCUACCUGCAUCAACCUUGUCAACGGCAGCGUCUGUGAAAGGCCAGCCAACCACAGCGCCAAGCAGUGCCGCACCCCCUGUGGCUUGAGGACGGCGUGCAGCGAAUGCACCAGCAGCAACUCCGAAUGCAUGUGGUGCAGCAACAAGAAGCAGUGUGUAGACUCGAACGCAUACGUGGCCUCCUUCCCUUACGGCCAGUGCAUGGAGUGGCAUACCAUGAGCAGCUGUCCACCUGAAAAUUGUUCCGGCUACUUCACCUGCAGCCACUGCUUGGAGCAACCGGGCUGCGGCUGGUGCACAGAUCCCAGUAACACGGGGAAGGGGCGAUGCAUGGAAGGCUCUUCGAGAGCCCCCAUGAGGAUGCCAGCAGCCCCUCUGCCCUCCGUAGGAAAGCUCUACCCAGACCCUGUCCUGGAUGCCAGCCUGUGCCAGACUGAGAACAAAUAUAACUGGUCUUUCAUCCAGUGUCCAGCCUGCCAGUGUAACGGGCACAGCAAAUGUGUCAACCAGAGCAUCUGCGAGAGGUGUGAGAACUUGACCACCGGCAAACACUGCGAGACGUGCAUCUCUGGUUACUAUGGCGACCCCACGAACGGAGGGACCUGUCAGCCCUGCAAGUGUAACGGCCACGCUUCUCUCUGCAAUGCGAAUACCGGGAAGUGUUUCUGCACCACCAAAGGAAUCAAAGGAGAAGAAUGCCAACUGUGUGAGGUCGAGAACCGAUACCAGGGUAACCCUCUCAAAGGAACCUGCUACUACACGCUUCUUAUUGACUAUCAGUUCACCUUCAGCCUUUCCCAAGAAGACGAUCGCUAUUACACAGCAAUCAAUUUUGUAGCAACGCCUGAAGAGCAAAACAGAGACCUGGACAUGUUUAUCAACGCUUCGAAAAACUUCAACCUUAACAUCACUUGGUCGACAAGUUUUGCAGCUGGUACACAGGCUGGGGAGGAGAUUCCAGUGGUUUCGAAGAACCACAUCAAGGAGUAUAAGGACAGCUUCUCCAACGAGAAAUUUGAUUUCCGCAACAAUCCCAACAUCACUUUCUUCGUCUACGUCAGCAACUUCACCUGGCCCAUAAAAAUACAGAUUGCAUUUUCACAGCACAGUAACUUUAUGGAUCUGGUGCAGUUCUUUGUCACCUUUUUCAGCUGCUUCUUGUCUCUGCUUCUUGUGGCUGCUGUGGUUUGGAAGAUUAAGCAGAGCUGCUGGGCAUCGCGGCGGAGAGAGCAAUUGCUCCGGGAGAUGCAGCAGAUGGCCAGCCGCCCCUUUGCUUCCAUCAACGUUGCCUUAGAAACGGACGAAGAGCCACCUGAUCUCAUUGGAGGGAGCAUUAAGAUGGUCCCCAAGCCCAUUGCUCUAGAACCCUGUUUUGGCAACAAAGCUGCUGUUCUUUCAGUGUUUGUGAGAUUGCCAAGAGGCCUAGGUGGGAUUCCGCCACCUGGGCAAUCAGGUCUUGCAGUCGCCAGUGCUUUGGUGGACAUUUCACAACAAAUGCCUAUUGCCUACAAAGACAAGUCAGGAGCGGUACGAAAUAGGAAACAGCAGCCCCCGGCUCAGCCAGGAACCUGUAUUUGAUGCAUGGACAUCCAAACUGCCUCUUUAGGGUUUUAAACACAAGGGGUUCCCUGGGAGAAGGACCUACUUUUUGCAAGGUUCAUGGUGCAAAGGAGGCCUGAAAAGCGCCCGAGAACUUCUGGAUCUUCCUCUUGACGUUGGUGUUGCCUUGGUUGGCUUAGUUUGGCAUCUGCUCCAUCUUAGAUCUGCCGGUCCCGUUGUGACGAAUGGCUCCAUGUUUUCCGGUUGCUCCCCACUCAUCAGUUUUAGGCCUUUUGUGACAUGUCCAUCGGCAAAGUUCUCCACCACUGAAAGUUGGCAUUAACAGGGAGGAGCCAUAUGAAGACUGGUCUGUAUGGAAAGCACUGUGUGGAACUUGCCCUCUCAUCCAGGUUGCACACGAACGAAUGCAGCCGGUACUGGUAAUUCUCUGCCCUCAGCUGCUAAACUCCAAGAUUUAAGAAGAAGCUAACUUAAUCUCCCCAGGAACCUGAUGAUCCAGGCCUUCUAUUUAUUUCUCCUUUCAGGCUCUCUUCCAAGAACAUACCUUGGGUUGCGUUUGUGUGGUAGCUUUAUUUUUGUCCGAGUAAAGGUAUUAAAGCUUGGGAUGGAGCAGAGUAUGGUUGAAUGCUACACAUUGUUUCACUUAACAGUCCUUUUUCUGGAGGAUAUUUUUUCCCACGGUGGGUCUGUGUAGCAAUGGACAUCUAUCCCCACAUCCUACAGUUUUAAAUAGAUCUAGGAAGCAUGGGAAUUAGUGCAGUGAGGUUUUUACAUGGUCUGUAUUCUUCCUCCACCUUGGGCAACCCAUGUCCUUUUUAACUUAACACUAACUGGUUUCAGGGUGAGAGAACAACAGCGAUGUGCGAGGGAUGGACUCUAGUGCCAGAGCAGAGCUGUCGGUUGAUGGCAUGGCUCUGUGUUCUCUUUGCCGCAGGUGCAUUGACUUUUCCUCUUUCAGGAGUCCUAUAUAUUCUUCUCUUGUGUUGCUUUGCUCAAGGGAAGGGACGAUAUCCACCUUGCAGAGGGUGGGUGUUCACCCUGAAAUGGCUCCUGUUGAUCUGAAAGUCCCUGAUUGCUCUUUCCAGCCCCUGCCCCCCAUCCCACCCCCCGUGCAUGCAGAAUGACAUGCUUAAAUACAGUACAGGCAUAUGGUGAUGCCCUCAAGGAAGGGCUGACAGUUGGGGUGCAGCUCAGAUUCCUGACCUGCACCUCAAGAAAUACAGACACCACUGCUCAGUGGCUAAAGGGGUCUUCAGCCCCCUUUUGAUAAUCCAAGUGUGGCUGCCCUUGGAAACCCAGGCCAUCUCCCUUUCUUCUCCGUUCAUCAGCCCUGAGAGGGUGUCAUUCUUGCAUAUUGUAGGGGGAGGUCAGUAAAUAAGAGGGCAUUAUUUGCCAGCAGCCACACAAGCAAGGGACUCCGAGAGAGCACCAAACGUUGGUUCGGGGCUUGUUUUGACCCAUCUGAGCAGCGGUUGAAGAACUGGGCUGUGUUUGGAAGGGCUGGGGCUCCAAUUUCCUUGCUGUUAUCCCUGCUGAAGUUCUUCUUGAAGACCAUUUGGAAGUGUGUUUGGAGGAGAGUAGAGCUUCCAAAAUGGGGUGGGAGAGGCUGCCCCCCCCCCCGCGCCCCAUCACCGUGGCAUUAGUUCUACUCCAGCAGCCGCUGAUUCCACACAGACUGAGGAGACACUUGUGAAUCGUACAGGCAGCUGUUGAGCAAACAGCUGGGUCCCUUUUGCUGCAAUGGCAUGUUUGUGCCAAGGUCCCUUUCUCACCACGCAUGCACACGUGCACGCACACAGUUAGGACCGGUUGUCUGCUCUUGUGCUUCACUGAAUUCUGGAGCAGUCGUGGGCUUCCGCUGGCUGCGCAGAAGAGCAGAGCAGAAUUGACAGUAUCAACACGCAGGGGACUGCUCAGCAGUGGCAAGUCUUGUGGGCAUCCCCUUGAGGUUAACCUCAUCUCCCUGCCCUUCCCAAAUGCAGUAAUGUAUAAUAGUUUUUUUUUUCUUCCUUUUAAUGGACUGUUUUGGCAUGGGGAGGGGGAGACAAAAGAAUUCCUGGGCUGUUUCACUGGAACCAGAUCAUUUACAUCCCCUAAUGUGUGAAUGACCAAACGCUUUCUUAGUUUGGAUCAACAGGCCAGAAGUAUCACAAUUUUGCAUAUUGCUGAGUCUGUAUGUACUAAAUCUUGCAGAACUGGAACAAAUGUAUAAUUAAAAAAGCAUCUCUUUGUCCCCCCCUUCCCCCCCACCCCAAGCUGUGAAUGAAUUGAAUUGUCCUUGGAAAGCAGAGGAGAAGUGGAGAGUGGGAAUCAGUCUGAGUGGCUGAAACAAACCAGGGUUGUCCAACUCUGCUCAGUCUCCUAGGAUGAACCAGUUUGCUACCUUCUGGGCCACUGGUUCUUCCAAGAGUACAAAUCAAAGGUUUCUAGGAAAGCUGUCCUCGCACCAGCUGUGUUACUUUAAUUUGCACACUGUGGGUGGGAAAUCAUUGGAUUCCUUUCAUUCCUCUCCUUGAAUUUGGGCAGAGUAGAAAAAUCCAGUCUCAGGCGGAACCGACUUUGCACAGUCCAAAGCGGUGCACUUUUCUUCCUUUGCUUUAGAAAAAAAGAAAAGUGGGGGUCAGAAGACAAUAUUAAUCCAAUCAUUAGGGUUGCGACAAAGCUGGAAACAUGGAAAGUUCAACCUUCUCAUCAGUUCUGAGAACCUUGGGCCUGACAUCUGCUCAGUCCAGAGCAGGACUGUCUCAGUAGCUAAGAAGGAAUCUGAUCUAGGUACCAUUUAAUUACACUGGCCCUGCCCCCAGAGCUUGGCUAGGCUAAGUUGGAAGGAAGGCCUUGGCCAAGCCACCCAAGUUCUACCGUUGAGUCAGCACCUCCCCUCCCCUUUCCCCUUUCCCCUUUGGGGUUUCUUGCAGAAGUAAACAGAGGUGCCUUUCCUUAACUUACAUGAUUUAAAAAAAAAACAAAACCCACCACCACUGCAGGGAGCAUAACGCUGCAUUGGCAUUUGUAACAAAAAGCUUAGACGGCAGCAUGGAAGAUGUCAAGCGGGUUACUGUGCUCAAAAUGGAAAGAGAAUAUAAUGUACCUCCGGAUUCUCUUAGAGCCACAGAUGAGUUUUGUCUCUAAUGACUUGUGCGUAUGCUAGCAGAAAGCUGCACAGCUUUUAAGCUGUCAGCCUAUUUAAGCACCUGAUAAUCUGUGCGGUGAAAAAGAGAAGGUGUAUUCCUUUUUAACAGGGUGUCUGUCAGGAAGAGUUUUUGCCCGAUCUAUCCAUCCUGAAUUCAGCAGGAUUCACGCAUCGGCAGCACCGUAAAAUGCCCCCGCUUCCCUGUGUUUGCAGCAGUAUUGGGUCAGCCAAGUUGGAAAAUGCACCCAACGCCUGUUUUGGGGGGAACUGAAUUUCAGACAGUUGGAACAGCUGCACUUGCAUGCCUCUGCAGGAACUCUUGGUUUAAACCUAAAGGACUGCAGGUCUGUGUGUAUCUUAACUGUUUCAGUUCUCUGUUCAGUUUCUCUUAAUUGCACAUUUCUGGCAAGUUUGGGAUGCUCUGCAGUCAAUUAUCGUACAGUUAUUUAUCAGUUUGGGUCAGUAGUCUGCUGGAGAGGAGCGUGCCUGAUAAUGCUGCUGGCACAUCUGGCUCAAGGGCCCAACUUUCACUGACUGGCCAGUGCCUGAAAUUCCCUCUUUCCCUCUUGAACCUUCUCCGUGAAUUGUGUAUAUCUCAGUGUGGUGAAUUGCAAAGCCUCAAGGCACGACAGGCUGUGAAAAUGCCUCUUGACAGAUGCUCUUUCCCUUCCAGCUACCAUACCUGCUGCGUUUAAAAGAAACACCACCCCCUCCCCAAGUGGGUUGGUGGGUAAGAAUAUAGUCCCUUGAUUUCCAGGGUGCUUUUAACAUUACUGUCAGAAAUGAGCUUUGACAGGAUGCAUGCUUAGUAAAGGAACUUGGGUGGAAAAGGUGGCUUCUUGGGCAAGGAUGGAGAAGAGAUGCACGGCAAGAUAGGAAUGGCUUUUGGUAUCUGCUGCAACGCCAAAGGGGUCUCCAGUGACUGGCCGGCCUCUUCUCUGAAUCCCCGCCUGUUGGCGGUCUGGGAAUAACUUGGAUUUGCCAUCACGAGCACGCUAGCAGGGUGGCAUGGUGGGUCCCAGAGUGGGUGGGGCCACCAACGCAGCUCUUUUCCAGUGCAGGCAGAGCACUGGGGAAUCCAAGGGCAACAUGGGCACCAUACUCCUCGCAAAGGCUGAAGAUGCCCUCACACAGACUUGAGCCACUCCUGGCCCAGGCCUCACCCACUUUGGGAAUGAAGGCCUGCAAAGCCCAGGGCAGUCCUGGGGCUGACAGACAUUGCACACCCCAUCUGAUAGGAUUGGUUGGAAGGAUUGCUAAGAGAAUCAAGUGAGCUGUUCCAAGUAGCCCACAGCCUUCCCCAGGCUGGUGUGCCCUGGAUGCGUUUGGUGUCAGCUCUCCUUAUCCCCAGGCGUGAUGGGAGAUGUAGUCCAUCUGUCUUGGAGGGUGCCAAGUUGUCAAGGCUUGCUUGGGAAGAGUCUUAGAAGAAGCUGUCACCAUCACUCCACCCAGCAUUGGUGCGGGGGCUGUGGUUGAAAGGAAACCCUUCCUGAGAGUCCUUUGCAUGAACCUGUUUUCUCCACCCUGUCUUGUUACCUUGAGUUUACUCCACUCUUCCCUUUCCUCCAGCGUUCCUCACAUCCCAGCCACUAAGUUCAUUGGGCUUUCUCUCUGGGAAUUAUGGAUUGAUAGCUCACGGUUGCCAUUCCAGAUACUGGAAUGUCCAAUGUCCCUGUAGCAAUUGUGGCUGUGUCCACUUUGUGUUCUUUUCAUAGGAAGGGUGAUGGUGGGUGCUCCUGACCACAGGAAGGCACCUUCAUACCCAGAUCUUAGUCUUUAGAAAAGCCUUCUGGCAGUUCGCUGGGGCUGUUGGAAGCGGUGAGGUCUCGCUUUGGGUUUUUAAGUCAAGUGGCCACUUUUUCCAAGAGUAGAUGGCUGUCCUCCAAAUUUCCCCUCGGGGACCCUGGAGUUUGAACACAAGAUCCGAGUUUGCAAAAGGAGGAAGCCUAAAGCCCGUCAUCUUGUCCUCUGCCAGAAGUGACAGUAUUCAGCUUCUUGAUGUAGCCUCCAACUUGCUCUGUUCCAGAUGUGUUGGAAUAGAAAUCUCAUCGACCCCCAGACGAGCACGGUCUUCAGCCCUACUAGUUUAGGGAUGAUGAAAAUCGUGUUCUGGCUGGGAAGGAGGGUGCCAAAUUGGGAAAGAUGGUACAGUACAUGAUGGCAUCAGCUUAUUCCUGUAUCAGAACCACUGCCAUGAAACCCAGGAGGAAUUUGCAGCGUUGCUAACGUUGCAACCUCUUGCCCACCCCCCAAUUUCUCUGAGCAGCCUUGUUGUUCUUGUCUGCAUCUUCCAGAUUGCAGGCUGCUUGCGCCAGAAUCCAUGCGAGAAAUCUGCUCCAAAAUAGCCCAAUUCAGAUGGGGUCAUAGAAAGUAAAAGAAAGUGGGCCCUUUAAACGAGGGAAAAAGAAAAGCUUCCUUUUACUCUGAAAAUUUAUGCAUAAGGUCUGCUUUCUUUUGGGCUCUUGAUUUUUUUCCCCCUUUUGAAUGUUUUCCUCUUCCCUUGCAACUCUUUUACUAUUCUCCUGUAUUUUGGAUCUGAGCUUAGUUUUGUUCAUAAUGUAUAAUUUAGUCCUUAUUGCAUUCAUAUGUAAAUAACAAGUAUUGUAAAGAAUUUUAUUGCUGGGAGUGGUAUAAAAACACACAUUUUAGGGCUGCUGGGGUUUUUUUGGGUUGUUUCUUUUUGGGUAUUUUUUUGUAUUGUAAAAAAAUGAGUUAAUUUAAAAGCAGAAAAGAGGUGAUGAGAACAUGCAUUUUAAAACACCAAUGUGAAGUAAUGUGUCUAUAAAUAGAAAUAAAGAAUGAAACUUUC
Molecule: messenger RNA, 10150 nt
Organism: Candoia aspera
Lineage: Eukaryota; Metazoa; Chordata; Lepidosauria; Squamata; Candoiidae
Gene: ATRN
Product: attractin
Exons: 29
Coding region: 87-4229 (1380 amino acids)
Cellular component (GO): Golgi apparatus
Molecular function (GO): protein binding
Source: RefSeq, a predicted model, not a curated record